Molecule: messenger RNA, 2702 nt
Organism: Carcharodon carcharias (great white shark)
Lineage: Eukaryota; Metazoa; Chordata; Chondrichthyes; Lamniformes; Lamnidae
Product: angiopoietin-2-like
Exons: 9
Coding region: 492-1973 (493 amino acids)
Biological process (GO): Tie signaling pathway
Molecular function (GO): receptor tyrosine kinase binding
Source: RefSeq, a predicted model, not a curated record
UGGGCUGGACAGAAACGUACUCGUGUUUCUAUGUUGUCUGAGAGUGACCUCCCUGGUGGAAGAUAACUGACAGCUCUGAGGGGAAUACACAAAUACAACACUUCAACAAUUCCUGUCAAGUUAUCAUAAAAAGCGGCAUUGAUUGAGUCAGAUACAGCAGCUUGCAGAAACGUGCAUAAGGCUUCAGAUAAAAGGGCACUUUCAAGCUGGGAAACCAAGCCAGUGGGGAAUUGUGUUUGCUUUACAGCAUUGUCUCUGCCUGCGCAACACAGACUGAAAGACUACAGGAAGUAAUACAGAACCUUAUUACUCCAGUUUUGACAGAACAUCAAGCAGUAACAGUUCACAGUGCUUUGUACUUGGCAUUUUAACCACAGAAUUCCAGAGGAUAAAAGCACAGCAACUGAAAAAUUCUUUUGACAGAUCUUUAAAAAUUCUUGGAUUGCACUUAAUAUACAAAGGACUCACUGCACUUUGAACGGACACAGAAAAUGUUGAUUUCUUCUCUGUUUUUCUUCAGCUGCAGUCUCUCCCUGGGAACAGGGUUUCACAAGGGUAUGGAUAACACUGGAAAAAGGCAUUAUCAAAUACAGCACGGGCCUUGCAGUUAUACCUUUUUGCUUCCCGAAGUGGACAACUGCCGUUCGGUGGCAAAUCACUAUGUGCCUAACACGGUGCAAAGGGACUCUCCAGAAACAGAUAAUGAUGGCUCUUUGCAAAGGCUUCAGCAACUUGAAAAUAUAAUGGAAAACAAUACACAGUGGCUGCAGAAGCUUGAAAGCUACAUUCAAGACAAUAUGAAGAGUGAAAUGGUGCAGAUGCAGCAGAAUGCAGUACAAAACCAUACAGCAGCCAUGCUAGAAAUAGGAACAAACCUCCUCACUCAGACAGCUGAACAAACACGUAAAUUAACAGACGUGGAAGCACAGGUUUUGAAUCAAACAUCUAGACUUGAGCUUCAGCUUUUGGAAAAUUCUCUCUCAACAAAUAAAUUGGAAAAACAAAUAAUGAUCCAAACUAAUGAAAUUACUAAACUACAUGAAAAGAAUGGAUUACUGGAACAAAAAGUCUUGGAAAUGGAAGGCAAACAUGCAGCUGAACUCGAGUCAUUAAAGCAAGAAAAAGGGCAGCUCCAAGAGUUAGUAACACGACAGAAUUCCAUCAUAGAGGAACUGGAAAAGCAACUGGUUACAGCAACAUUAAACAACACAGUCCUUCAGAAACAGCAACUUGACUUGAUGGAGACUGUUCACAAUUUGAUUAAUCUGGUAUCCCCUACUAGCUUCAAAAGCUCGUUUGUAGCCAAAGAGGAACAAAUCCACUUUAAAGACUGUGCUGACGCUUACAAAUCAGGACUUCGAGCAACUGGAAUCUAUACACUUUUUGUACCGAACACAACUCAACCAAUACAGGCAUUUUGUGAUAUGGAAUCCAAUGGAGGAGGAUGGACUGUAGUACAACGUCGUCAAGACGGCAAAAUGGAUUUUCAGCGCUCAUGGAAAGAAUACAAAACAGGGUUUGGUGAUCCUGCUGGGGAAUACUGGUUGGGAAAUGAAUUUACUCAUCAACUAACCAAUCAGAAGACCUAUGUCCUUCGUAUCCAAAUGCGAGACUGGGAAGCGAAUGAAGGUUUUUCAUUGUACAAUCAAUUCUACUUGGAUAGUGAAACACAGAAGUACAGAAUUCAUCUUAAAGGCUACAGUGGGACAGCAGGCAGGAUAAGCAGUCUCAGCCAUCUGGGAAAUGAUUUUAGCACUAAAGAUUCAGACAAUGACAAAUGCCUUUGCAAUUGCGCAAAAAUGGCAUCAGGAGGAUGGUGGUUUGAUGCCUGUGGUCCAUCCAACCUGAAUGGAUUAUACUACUCAGCAGGGCAGAAUACAAAUAGAUUCAAUGGAAUCAAAUGGUACUACUGGAAAGGGUCAGGAUACUCUCUGAAAGCUACCACUAUGAUGAUCAGACCUGCAGACUUCUGAUUAUGAUUCUUGCACAUGGGUUGUUUUUGUUAGUUCAUAUGAUGUAUAAAGACAUUUUUCAGCAAAUCUGUAAAGACACACUUACUACUAUAUUUAAAAUAUUGACUAAUAUGUAUACCAUGCAUUAAUAUUUUAAGUUGUUUGUUUGAAAGCAAAGAAGCCAGGGCUCCAACGAACAAAAUGGGCAAAAUUGCUUGUGAAUUGCUUUGCAUCUAUUUUUAUAAUAGUCAGUUCCACUUUAUGGGGAAGCUUUGUUUUGAUUAUAGAGAUAAACACUGGGAAUACUAAAAUGUCAUCUGAAAUUGAAUCCCUGGAAGAGGUUAUAUUUUAUCUUAGAGACACUACUAAGUGUAGUCAUAUAGGAAACUAAAUGCUUUAUAUUUCAGAUAGUAUGUUAAUGAGUAAUGAAUACUUGAGCAUCUCCCCAUGACAAUGAUUUCAACAGAAAGUUGUUCUUAAGAAAAUUAAUAUUGAUCUCCAAAGAAAUGGAAACUGGAAUUGUGAAAGAUCAAAAGUACAAUUAAAGAGAAAAACACAUUUAAGAUUCAAAAUUAAAGUUAUUUCAAAAUAAUCUUGCCCACUAAUAAGCUUUUGUUUUGGACUUACAAUCAAAAAUAGUCUUCUUACAGACCACAAAGUAUAUUUCACCAAAUCGAUGUUUGAACUUUUUUUCUUGGAAAAAAUUAAAAUCUUUUUUAAAAAAACUACAAUAAAAUUCCCCUGGUGCCA